Molecule: messenger RNA, 1914 nt
Organism: Diutina rugosa
Lineage: Eukaryota; Fungi; Ascomycota; Pichiomycetes; Serinales; Debaryomycetaceae
Exons: 1
Coding region: 1-1914 (637 amino acids)
Source: RefSeq, a predicted model, not a curated record
AUGAUGUCUACCGAGGGCUCCCUCGACGUCUACCGACGGCACCUCCCGCCGUACCGGCUGUUGCUCAACCCGAACGUCCAGUACGACUACCUGACCCACCGCUUCGUCCAGCUCAGCCCUACCGACAUCAUGGCGUUGUCUCAGGCGUUGGAACACACGGGGAACCACACCUUGCUGUUUCUGACGCUUAAGUACCCCGCCAAGCCCCAGCUGGGGUUGAUGAAGUACCGGCUGUUGCUUAGUGAUGUCGGGCGCAGCUUGAGCCGCAUCGGGCGCCGGCCGACCCCCACCACCACCACCAAUCUGCUGACGACGAAUUUGGCUACGGGUGGUGGUCGGAAUGGCGCUGGCGGCGGGCCGACCAACUUUUUGGAGUUGCCCUCGGAAUUGACCGAAUACAUCGUGUACCUCGUCGAUGACCCCCAGCUGUGGCGCAGUUGUAUGGACUGCUGCAAGCAGUUGUACGCGGUGGCCAAGCCCUACUUCUACCAGGAUUUGGCGUUUACGCUGACCUACCGCUUCGCCCAGUUCAUCACCUAUCUCCGGGUAAAUCCCCGGGUGGGCGAGUUUGUCGAGCGCAUCGACCUCGCCGGCAUCGCCCCCGGCAUCGACCCGGAAGAACUCGACACCAUCCUCUCGCAGGCGGAAGGAUUACUGUUUCUCGAGGCGCUGGCGGGGGCGCGCGCCGGGUGGCGCGACUGGAAGUUUGCCAACAACCCGCUCUACUCGCGCCCCCCGGUGCCGCUGGCGCUGGCGGCGCCGGCGGCGGCGGCGCUGACCCUGCUCACGAAGACGGUGAGCAACGACACCACCGUCACCACCAGUCUGGCGACGCUGCGGUCGUUCCGCUUCUUUAAGCGGCGCAAGCGCAGCCGGCUGGCGCCGCCGAUCCCCAUCUUGCUGCUGAUGCUGCUGGCCCCUGAUACCCCAGCGGCGGCCGCCACCACGACGGCGGCGCCGCGGCGGCGCCCGGCGCCGGUGGUGUUGGACUUGCGCCAGCCGCGCCCGGCGCGGCGCCACCCGCGAAUCAACAAGUACUUGGUCGACUACGCCACCUCCAAGGACAUCCCCGCCGGCUACAUCAUCCACCUCCUCAACUUAUGUCCCAACUUGGUACUGGUGAACUUGGCCGGGCUCAGCAUCUCCCCCGACUACGAGGUGGCGCCCCAGCGCGCCGCGCUCAAGUACCAGACGUUCGACACGAUGAACAACUGCCACAAGUACGUCAGCGGCCACCUUGAGAUGCUCAACGGGCUGGCCGAGAUCCCGCUGGCGGCGCCCGACGACCUCAUGCUGUGUGCGCUGCUGAUCCGCACCCAGUUGCGCCCGCGCUACAUGUCGCUCCUCACGCCGACGCCGGCGCCCGCCGACGCCAUGUACUGUAAGCGCGGCAACGGGCGCGUGUUCCUUUCCGACUUGUCGGUGAAAGCGAUCAACCGCGACAACUUGGUGCCGGUGCCCGAACUGGCAGUGUUGGAGACCCUCGCCACCUACGGGCGCCGCUCCCACCGCAUCCACUACGUCAACCUCAGUCUGAUGGUGUGGCUCAACAAGCAGUUGGUGCUGGAGUUCUUGCGCCAGUUUGUCGCCAGCGUUGCCGUGGACGAGGUCGACGAGUGGUUUGAGUUGGGCGCCCGCUGGCGCGAGCCCGACUUGGACGACGACGACGCCGACGACACCGAGAGGGCGCGCCGCGAGAUCCGGGCGUACCGCCAGCCCCUCGUCCUCGACCUCACCGACCUGGGCAUGUAUAAGCUGUUGCCGUGGGCGACGUGCCUCGACCUCAUGACCUACGAAGGGUGCCGGUUGGUGCGCCAGAUCAGCGGCGACGGCGUCCCCGACCCGUUCCAGGAGUUCUUGCGCCGUGAGCGGCUUCGCCGGGGGCGGGUGGGCGAAAACUACUUUGGCGGGUAG